Messenger RNA from Monomorium pharaonis (pharaoh ant), 1733 nucleotides. RefSeq names its product pancreatic lipase-related protein 2. Bases 307 to 1443 code for a protein of 378 amino acids. The record is from RefSeq and is a predicted model, not a curated record. NCBI's taxonomy places the organism in Eukaryota, Metazoa, Arthropoda, Insecta, Hymenoptera, Formicidae. Gene Ontology annotation, biological process: lipid metabolic process. Gene Ontology annotation, molecular function: lipase activity. The transcript has 4 exons.
AUAAAAUUUAAGUAUAAUGAUAAUUUUAUUCUUUUGUAUUUUAUUUCAACAAAAUGAAAUUUUAGUUAACAGAAAUUCUAUUGUCUAUAUCUAUUAAAUUCACAGGAAAAAUACAUGGAACUAAAUUAAUCUAUAUUGCAUAAUACUGCGCUUAGAUAUACUUGAGAUAAGAAAAACAUUGGAAAACUACCAGAAGUUCAUGGAACAAUUCUUAUUGUGCAUUUUCAUGCUCGACGUUAGUAAUAAGAUCUAUAAUGAAUAUAAUAAUCUAAAAAUAUUGCUUAUUUACAUAACAUAAAGGUAUAUAUGAGAAACCGGCCGACAAAAAUAUUGAAAGAUAUCACAAUGUCUCUUAUUACAACGUUCUUUGUAUCUGUGUUCCUAAUUUAUUUUUUAGAUAUACCAUUUAAUACGGCUGACUUACUGGGUAACCGGCUAUCGAUUCAAAAUUUUCAAGAUCGCCAUCCCGAAGAAGGUGUCCUCGAAAUUUUUAUGAAUCCGACAUCAAUCAUUUCAAAUGAUCGUGCGUCAAUCGACAAUAUACUGGAGUUAGACCUUAAAGCGGAUGAUAUUAAUUAUGAGCUUUAUACCAAGGACAAUAAAGAGCAACUUUAUCCUUUGCGAGUAGGUGAUGUUACUCAACUAAAGGAUUCGCCAUUUAAUAAUGCAUGGCCCACGAAGAUCAUUAUUCACGGAUGGACAGAAAACGGAAAUGCUUUUUGGCUACACGAUAUCCGGCGAAACUAUCUUAGCAUUGGUGAUUAUAAUGUGAUUUAUGUAGAUUGGUUUACCGGAUCAACCAAAGAAUAUCUAACGUCCGUCAAACUCAUUCGUCAGGUGGGAGAAUAUGUGGCUGCGUUUAUCGAAUUUCUCAAAUCGGAAACUCAAAUCUCCUUCGACGAUAUUCAUAUUUUGGGGCAUAGUUUAGGUGCUCAUGUAGCCGGAUAUAUCGGUAAUUACACAUCGAAGAAACUCGGACGAAUCACCGGUCUCGAUCCAGCUGGACCCGCGUUCGAGACGCCGUAUCUUAAAGAUACGGAGGAGCGACUGGAUGCCGCAGACGCCAAUUUUGUGGAUGUUAUUCAUACUUGCGCCGGCAGUUUAGGCUUCCUCCGACCCAUCGGCCAUGCAGAUUUUUAUCCAAACGGAGGAACGUUUAGGCAACCUGGUUGCCCUGUAUUUUCAUCCCAAACAUGCAGCCACGGUAGAUCGCAUCAGUUUUUCGCAGAGUCCAUCGUGCAUCCUGAUGGCUUCGUCGCCGUACAAUGCUCCAACUGGAUGGAUUUCCAACUCGGUAAAUGCAGUGAUUCUAGUAAUUCUAGCACCGCCCUUAUGGGUGAAUUUAUCAACACUGAUGUUCAAGGUAUUUUUUAUCUACAAACCAACGCACAACCACCAUUCGGAAAGGGCAAAAUGAAUAAUGGUGGAAACGGAAAGCUUUAAUGUCUACACUUAUGACACAUAUGUAUUUUUCAUUACAAUUAACGAUACCACAAGAAAACGUAUAAACGUAGAAAGUAUCCUAAGCUUUCGGCACACAAUACAAUUUUUCAUGCUAGAUCGCAUACGGGGCAUCUUAAUACGCGUCCUGAUUGGCUCGGAUGAUUAUGUCACCAAUCGUAAGCCAAUGAGGAUAAUACGUAGUAAGACGCCUCGUAUGCAAUCUAGCAUGAAAAAUCGUAUCGUGUGCCGAAGGCUUUAUUUAUAUAUCUCUAUCACAAAUACAUUACAAU